Molecule: messenger RNA, 3642 nt
Organism: Talpa occidentalis (Iberian mole)
Lineage: Eukaryota; Metazoa; Chordata; Mammalia; Eulipotyphla; Talpidae
Gene: CENPW
Product: centromere protein W
Exons: 3
Coding region: 157-423 (88 amino acids)
Biological process (GO): mitotic cell cycle; kinetochore assembly; chromosome segregation
Cellular component (GO): nucleoplasm; kinetochore
Molecular function (GO): protein heterodimerization activity; DNA binding
Source: RefSeq, a predicted model, not a curated record
UACUGCGCGCCGGGCGCGCUCCACUGGCGGUGGAUUCAAAAGUUCGGGCCCGGGCGUCCGAGCAGAACCACCUUCGCAGCUCCGGAUUUGUUCCUGCUCUUCUCCCGUGUGAGGUUCUGUGAGGUGCGGGGAGGAUUUUGAUGCCUGCGGGGGAGAAUGGCGCCCGCGACCACCGUCUCCCAGAGGAAGCAGAUAAAGCGGAAGGCUCCGCGUAGCUUUCUAAAGAGCGUCUUCAAACGACGGAAGCCACACCUUCGUCUGCAGACUGGUGGCGACCUACUGGUGCAUCUGAACUGUUUAUUGUUUGUUCAUCGAUUAGCAGAAGAGUCCAGGAUAAAGGCUUGUGAGAAUAAAAGUGGAGUCAUUAAAAAGGAACAUGUACUGGCUGCAGCAAAGGUGAUUCUAAAGAAGAGCAAAGGUUAGAAGUCAAAGAACACAUUUUUGAAAAAUAAAUGACCUAUUAUUUUAGUUCGUAGUGUUGUGAAAGCUUUUUAUGAAUCAAUUAACGUUUAUUGAAAUAUUGACUGGUUGAGAGAUCUGUGUAUUUUAUAUAUUUUUUACUGAUAUUGAAAUAUCUCAAACACUGAGGCCUGAUAACUUGUUUUAGAAAUUAUAUUUCAUUCAUUUUAAGUGAUUUUUAGUUCAUUUUACUUCAUUUUGUUGCUAUUGUAAAUGUUUUACAUAUCAGAAAUGAAAUCUUACUAUAUGAAGUGUAUUCAUGUAUACAUAUUAACACAAUUGAUACUUAAUUUUAAGUAGUUUUAGCAUCAUUAGCUAUAGAAUCAAUUUUUUCUUUUAAUAUAGGCAACAUGCAGUCAAAUCUAGGUACACUUGAAAUAUUUUUUAAACUAUUUUAUACCUUUGCCAUAAGCAGAGCAGUCUACUUUUUCCUUAAUGCCAGUGAUAUAUGGUGAUAUGAUUUCUCAAUGGCGAAAAUCAGGAAGUUGUUUUCAAAACCUGUCUCCACAGUGGAAAAAAAAUUACAGAACAAAUUGACUUAUUUUCUUUGGUUCAAUAGAUUUCCUAGAUUCAUAGGUAAGGGUUUCCUCCCACUAAGAAAUUAUUUGGAAGUUUAUUGUAUAUCAUUCAGUAAUAUUAUUAACUUUUUAUUUUGAAAUAAUGAUAGGCUGCAAAAUGAAGUUGCAAAGAGUAGUACAGAGAGACCCCCACCAUGUGCAUCCAGUUUUCCCCCAAUGGUUACAGCUUAAAUGAUAACAAUAUCAUGAGUACAAUAUCAAAAUCAGGAAUUAUAGACAUAGGUACACUGAGUAUGUAAUUCUGUACUAUUUUAUCAUGUGCAGAUUCCUUUAACCACAACUACAAUCAGUAUAAAGAACUAUUUCAUUACCACAAAAAUUUCUCUAGUGCUGCCUUUUAUAAAGAACACUUAGCCCCCUACCCCCCCUUCCCUGCAACUCACUAUCAUCCUUAAGCCCAAGAACCACUAAUCUCCUCUCCGUCUUUAAUUUUGACAUUUUGAUGGAAUCAUACGAUAUAUGACUUUGGGGCACUUGCUUUUCCCACACAGCACAACUUCCUUGAGAUCCAAGUUGUUUGUAUCAGUUUGUUUCUUUUUAUUACUGAGUCAUAUUCCAUGGCAUGUAUGUACUACAGUUUAUAUAACUUUUCAUCUAAUGAGGUGUAUUUUGAUUAUUUCUAGCUUUUGGUUAUUACAAAUAAAGUUGCUGUGAACAAUUGUGUACAAAUUUUUAUACAGAAAUUUUUGUUUCUUUGGAUAAUUGCAUGGGAAUGUGAUUGCUGGGUUAAAUGGUAAGAAUCGGCUUGGUUUUUAAACUAGAAAUGGCCAUUUUCCAGUCACUGUACUGUGUUGCAGUCCUGUUAGCAGUAUACAAGAGAUCCUGUUUCGUCACAUUCUCAUGAACAUAAUGGCGUUUUUUAUUUUAACUGUUUUAAUAGGACCGUGUUAUCAUGGUUUUAAUUUGUAUUUCCCUAAUGGCUAAUGGUAUUGCAUGUUUUUAUGUUUGUCAUCCAUUUUUUCUCUUUGAUAAAAUGUUUCUUCAUUCUUCAUUUCUUUUGCCCAUUUUCUAUUUGGAUUUUUUGUUUUUCUAAUGUUGAAUUUGAGAGUUUAUUCUGGGUAUGGAUUCUUUGUUAAAUAUGUGGUUUACAGAUACUUUUUUGUAGACUGUAGCUUGCCUUUUAUUCUCUUAACAAGGUUUUUAGCAGGUAAACCAUUUUUAAUUGUGUUAAAGUCCAGUUUAUUGCUGCUUUUUUUUUUUUUUAAUGAGUCAUGCUUGGGUAUUAUGAUUAAGAACUCUUUAUCAAGCCCUAUGUCCCAAAGAUUUUUUCCUGUAUUAUUAACAAGUUUUAGGUUUUACAUUUAAAUUUGAUCUAUUUUAAGUUAAUUUUUUGUAUAAAGAAUGAGAUUUAGAUCAGAAUUUGUUUCAGCACCAUUUUUUGAAAAGACUAUCUUUUCUGCAUAGAAUUUCUUUUGUACUUUGUCACAGUUUUGUUGGUCAUAUUGUAACAGGGUGGUCCCCGGGAAAGGGGGAGGUUCCCUGCCCCACCCAAGGGAGGGUGGAGCUGAGCAGGAAGAGGAGAAGCAGAAGAAGAGACUGAGGAAGGAAGCAGGAUGGAGCUAGGAGACCUGGAGGAGGCGCAUGGAGCCUAGAGACACGUGAAGAAACUACGCUUGUCUUGUGGUCGUGGACUGGGUGACACAGAUGUGGGUGAGACCCAUGGGGAGGUGACAAUGGCAGCUUUUAUCUUGAUGUUGAUUUUGCUCUUUUCCUUCCGGGCUUGUCUGGUUAUUUCUGACCCUUUGUUGUGGGUCCCCACUGGAAGAUGCUUUAGACUUGUGGCAGGCUUUGGGGCCUUGCUCUGGGCCAAUCCCAUUUGGAUGGACUUUUACCCACGAGGGGACGGGUAACUUUGGGUGCUUCAUUUAGAAACUAGACUCUUUGCCUUACCUGUAUUGUUUUCUAGUUUUAUUAAAGUUCCUUCCCAUUAAAGUGUCAUAUGUUUUGUGUUGAUGCGGCGGAUGGCAGAACCCAUUUAAAAUAGACAAUAGGCAGGUUUGCGGGGUUUGGGCUGCCCCUCUCCCUGUCCUAUAACAGAUUUGGCGUCCAACGUGAUUUAGGACAGAGCCAUCCGUGGUUAGUCAGCCCCAUGGGGAAAUUGGGCUUCCCUAUGGCACUGGCUACCAUAAGCGCAAAUGUGAUUUUCUGGCUAUUUCUGAGUUCCCUAUUACAUUGAUUUGCUUCAUUCCCUCCAUCAAUAACACGUAUUAUUUACUACAGUGGCUUGAAAUCAAGUAGAGUGAUUCCUCUCAAUAGUUCUUUUUCAGAAUUGCCUUGAAUUGGCAAUUGCCUUCAGGUUAAAAAGAACUGCAAACAUUAGCUUACUCUUUAAGGUUCUCCCCUCUAGAGUCUUGGUGCUUCCCUUCCUGCCUUAGCAAAUCUCAACCAUCUUCAGAUAAAUGGCUUCUGAUUUUAUAUAUUAUAUUCCAGCUAGGCUGACCACUUGUCUCAGUUCACCCAAAUAUUUUAGCAGUGAAGAUCCUCAUUUCCAUGAAAAUUGGGACAUUUGACCAUCCUAAUUGCAAGCCAUCCAGAAACAGAAAUUAGUAAAUUUAAUUUAGUAUGAAACUAGUAUGUGGAAACUAUUAUGUGGAAAGGUAUUUUU